AUGCUAAAUCUCAUGAUGACAAUUGAUGACACGUAUUGUGAUGAUCAUGCCAACGAUUGUGUCUUUAAUGGAAAAGAUGCAAUUAAAAAUUGUAGUUAUAAUUUGUACUAUCGAUAUACAAAUGUCAUGUUAUCAUUAAGUAACAUUAUCAAUAAUGAUCGUUUAAUAUUAAAAAUUUCACGUAGUAAAUUUUUACUUUCAAAAGAAUUAGCAUUGACACCAUGUAAAAAUGAAUCGAUAUUGCAAAAUUCUUUGCAAGUGCUUCAAGCAUAA
This is a messenger RNA of Didymodactylos carnosus, 273 nucleotides long. Lineage: Eukaryota; Metazoa; Rotifera; Eurotatoria; Philodinida; Philodinidae. The record is from the annotation of a GenBank genome assembly.